AUGUGUGUUUCAGCUGUUGCUGAUGCAGACUCGAUCUCCCUUGACCAGAGUGGAUCUGGAAUUCCCUCAGGAAGGAAGGCCAAGGAUGUUAAGGUUUUGGACCAGAGUGGGUCUGGAAAUCCCCCAGGAAGGAAAGCCAAUGAGGUUAAGGCUCAGUCUGAAUCUGAAAUAGCAGUUGCUGCUCGUCCAGUUGAGCCAUUGAGGAGGAACCCACCAAGAACUGCACGUUGUGACGCGAAGCUUCGACAAUUGAAGGCUCUCAUACCUCCUGUCCCUGUGCAAGAGCAGCGGGUGAAGGAACCAAAACCAACUAAAGUGCAUUUGAAGAAGUUCCCCUUUGGUCGAUUUUUAUGCUUUAGGUGUGAACGUACUCUGCAGGAAGCGUUAUCAGUAGAACGCACUACUUUGCUUCCAUUAGCUGAUGCGCUUUCAGCUGGGGAACGGUUUAAGGAUCUUAUUGCUGCUGGUGAUCCAUCAUUGGGUGCUUUGACAAUGAUAGCUUUGAAAAAGGUGGUCUUUUUCUGGCAGCAUCAUUACUCAACCAAGUUUCAAAUUUUCGAUUUCGAUCACAGCCCGCUUGCCGCUUACAUCUGCAAGUGCAUGAACGCCAGGUAGAUGAUGGUUGCUGCUUCUAUUGUGGCUGCCAGGGAUCGAUGUCAGUUUGCCCAUCCAAAGGAUCCUAAUCCGGCGGAUUUUGCUCCAGUUUUGGGUUUGUUGUUGAAAGCUGUGGGUCAUCUUUGGGCUAUUCUAGCCGUCGAGAAUUCAUUAAGUUUGGAUGAUGUCCUCAAACUCUCAAAGAUCGGGAUCUCGGAGUGGGCAGCCUCAAGAAGAGGUGAUUAGCCGAUUAGGUGAUGAGGAGUUGUGGUCUAUGUUUUUUUUAUAGACUAGUUAUG
Rosa chinensis is the source of this 893-nucleotide messenger RNA. RefSeq lists its product as uncharacterized. The transcript is spliced from 6 exons. Bases 1 to 615 code for a protein of 204 amino acids. The record is from RefSeq and is a predicted model, not a curated record. Lineage: Eukaryota; Viridiplantae; Streptophyta; Magnoliopsida; Rosales; Rosaceae.